CAGGCCGUCGCGCGCGCACCACCUGCAUCGCGCGCGCGCGCGCCCGGGCGGCCGCACGCGAUGCCGAGGGCGCCCUCGGCGCGCGCGCUGGCCCCCGCGGCCGUCUUGGCGGGCCUGGCGCGCUGGCGCGCGCUGCGGUGCCCCCUCGCUGCGCCGCACCGCGCCUUCGCCGCCCCGCCUGGCGCCCGCGGCAGACACCACGCGGCACCGCCGCGGCUCGCCGCCGGCGCACCCGGCGCGCUCCGCGCGGAGCCGCUGACGAGGAGAGCCGCGGCGCUGUGGCCGCUGCCCUUCGCGCCCGACGGGGCCCUGUCGCUGCUCGGGGGACUGGCGCAGUUCGCCGCGAAGGCCUACGGCCUCCUGGCGGUGCUGCUGUUCGUGCUGCAGCGCAAGCUGUUGUACAUCCCCUCGGCGGAGAAGGCCGACCCGUGCAGCACCGGGGGCGAGCUUGUGCGGUUCAAGGGGAGCGCGGGCGAGCAGCUUGCGGGGGUGUACUUCGCGCCCCCGGCGGACGAGGCGCCGGUGCUCGUGUUCUUCCACGGGAACGGCGACCAGCUGGGGUGGGGCCCCGCAUACCUGGGCCAGAGGCUGCGCCAGGAGUUCGGGGUGGGCUUCUUCGGCGUGGAGUACCCGGGGUACGGCCUGGCAGAGGGCUCGCCGACGGAGGCCUCCAUCGUCGCGUCGGGCGAGGAGAUGGUCCGCCACUUCUGCAAGAAGUUCGCCCUGGCGGACGGCAGGAUCGUCCUGGUGGGGCACUCCUUGGGCGCCGCUGCCGCCACGGAACUUGCGCGCCGAGGCCUCGGCAGCAGGCUGAUCUUGAUGUCGCCGUUUCUGUCCCUCAACGACAUGGCUUGCACGCUCUACCCCUUCCUCACGCCGCUCCUGCGGGCGGCGCCUUUCUUCUUGCUGGACAAGUGGGACAAUGCCGGCAAGCUGCCGUCGCUGGAGUGCCCGAUCUUGGUGAUCCACGGGACGCAGGACGAGAUUGUGCCCUUCGAGCAGGGGAAGGCGCUCGCGGCGCUCUCGCGGCGGGCGGCGUUCUGCCCCGCCGGGGGCUGCGGGCACAACGACCUGCUGGACUUCGGGCCCGCGCUGCGGGAGGCGUGCCUCUUCGCGCAGGGCGGGGCCCGGCGGUGAGGAGCGCAGGCGUGGGCGCGGGGGGCGGAGACGGCCCCGCCUGCGCGCCAUC
Molecule: messenger RNA, 1189 nt
Organism: Prorocentrum cordatum
Lineage: Eukaryota; Dinophyceae; Prorocentrales; Prorocentraceae
Source: the annotation of a GenBank genome assembly